AACUUUAUCAGCUAAAAAACUUGGCAACUCUUUUACGCAAAAAGCAAAGAGAAAGAAAAUCAAUUCAAUUUGACACUUUUUUAACACGACUCAAGUCGAUAAUGUAGUUUAAAUGAAAUGUUAUAAGAAGUUUGCUGACGGUGACUAAUGAAAAGGCUAUAUUAAAGGUGUAGGUGAAAAUUAAAAAACUACGAAUUGAAAUUAAAUUAAAAAAUCUCCGUUAAACUUAUUGAGAAAAUAAAUAACGCAAUACCCUUUGUUGAAGAAGGAAACUAGCUGAGUUAUAGUUCUUAUAAGUGCAUCAAAUAAAAUAAACCCAACCCAAAGCAAAGAGGUCAGCAGAAAAAGGAGAAAAGAAAGCAGUAACGCCAACGUCGACGAAGUCAAGUGCAAGAAGUAAGAGCAAAAGGAGUGCUAUUAGCAAAAUUUAAGGAAAUAAACGGAAUAAUAAACAGCAGUGCAGCAAACGUAGUAAAUUAAUCAAGUAGUUAUAAUAAUAAAUACAACUGAUAAAUAAAUCAUGUCAUCCGGCGAGUUUGGCAAUCCUCUGCGCAAAUUUAAACUUGUGUUUCUCGGCGAACAAAGUGUCGGCAAGACUUCGCUGAUCACACGCUUCAUGUACGACAGCUUCGACAACACUUAUCAGGCGACAAUUGGUAUUGAUUUUCUAUCGAAGACUAUGUACCUUGAAGAUCGAACCGUACGCCUACAACUAUGGGAUACUGCUGGACAAGAACGUUUUCGUUCACUCAUUCCUUCAUAUAUACGUGAUUCUACUGUGGCGGUCGUUGUCUACGAUAUAACAAAUACAAACUCUUUCCACCAGACAUCCAAAUGGAUUGAUGACGUUCGCACGGAACGGGGUAGUGACGUCAUUAUCAUGUUAGUGGGUAACAAGACAGAUUUAUCGGAUAAACGUCAAGUGUCCACAGAAGAAGGUGAACGUAAAGCGAAGGAACUGAAUGUUAUGUUUAUUGAAACAAGUGCGAAGGCCGGUUACAAUGUCAAGCAGCUGUUCAGACGUGUUGCGGCUGCGUUGCCUGGUAUGGAUUCUACAGAGAAUAAACCCUCAGAAGAUAUGCAAGAGGUUGUGCUGAAAGAUUCACCUAAUGAAUCCAAGGAUCCUGAAGGCGGUUGUGCCUGCUGAAGAAUCAACGAAUGUAGUGAACGAUCUAAAGAUAACUUAAUUACAAUUAUAUAUAAAUAAAGCAGUGGAAGCGAAUGCAGAACGAUAAUAUAAAAAGUAUGUUGAUGACGAUGUUGUAGACAAGUAUAAAAAGGCUUAAUAGGAGGGACACAAUUUUAUGUUUAAGUUUAUUUAUAACGUAAAUAAAACUAAAAUCGAUUAACUGAAGCAUCAACUGAUGUUUGCGAUAAAUUGUAGGCGCAUUAAAGCAUUUAAUAUGUACACGUAUGUAUGAGCAAAUAUGAUAUCAUUAUUAAAAAAAAACUAGUACUGAAAUAUUUUUGAAGUAAAAACGUUGAAAAAAUGCUGAUGUUGUCAAGCAUGUUAUAGCUGCUAAUUACAUAGCACGGCUGGUAGUUGGUGGGAUCAGCAGGCAGUCAGCUAACACAUAUGGUUCACCAUGUUACCAGGAACCAUGUUUAAAAAAAUUAAAAUAAAGUAUGCAUUAUACAUUAUACAAUAUGCAAUGUAGCUUAAGCACAUAUUUUUGGAAAAGAUAAUUAACAUACUUGCCUAACAAUUUCUUUAGCUGUAGCUGUAGCAUAUAGGCAAAGAGUUAUGUAUGAGAAAACAGAUAUGUGCACUUUUUAUUUAAAAUGAACUUUAUUAUGCUGUGUUGCUGUAUUAAAAAAAAAGUUAGCUAUAAAAGAAAUUACCUUUUCGUCAAUAAGCAUAUAUUUAUUUCUUUUUAUUGUAUUUUGCAUUAUUCUUAUGAAUGUAUAAAUUUCAGCACUGUGAACGCUAUAAAAUGAAAUGUGCACAAAUACAAUCCAAUAACGAAAAUCUAAUUAAAAAUACCUGUCGUUGAGAAUAAAUAAGUUGAGGAGAUAAAACACUAUA
Ceratitis capitata (Mediterranean fruit fly) is the source of this 2026-nucleotide messenger RNA. RefSeq names its product ras-related protein Rab6 (gene Rab6). Lineage: Eukaryota; Metazoa; Arthropoda; Insecta; Diptera; Tephritidae. The coding region runs from base 521 to 1147 and encodes 208 amino acids. Gene Ontology annotation, molecular function: GTP binding; GTPase activity. The record is from RefSeq and is a predicted model, not a curated record. The transcript has a single exon.